This is a messenger RNA of Electrophorus electricus (electric eel), 3309 nucleotides long. RefSeq names its product zinc finger protein 710b (gene znf710b). The record is from RefSeq and is a predicted model, not a curated record. Gene Ontology annotation, biological process: regulation of gene expression. Gene Ontology annotation, cellular component: nucleus. Lineage: Eukaryota; Metazoa; Chordata; Actinopteri; Gymnotiformes; Gymnotidae.
AGAAAGGACGACAACAUAGAAAAGAGAGUGAGUGUGUGUUUAUGCGUGGCUAGAGCCAGUGUAGCUCCAGACAGCAGCAGUGUGUGAGAAGCAGGAGAUAAAUAAACCUCUGACUGAGGAUGAGAUCUCUAAAACACCUGAAACCCCAAACCAAGAAAAAUGUGGAGGAGAAGACCCACCGGUUGGUCAGAUGUUACUCUGAGGCCAUGCACCAGCAGAUGGAUGCAGGGACACAGACAGACCCUGUGGUGGUCUUGUCUCUGGCCCAGGCUGCUGUGUUGGGACUUAUAUCCCAGAAUGAGGUCUUUGGCGCCACCAUUGCCCCCAAUGGCUUCUACACCGGAGACCCCAAAGAGUCGCCUGCUCCACCCGGAGAGCGUAUGGACUAUGAGUACGCUGACCAGCUCAUUGGCGCCAAUGGGGACUACUUGGGGGUGAACCUCGGCGAGGAUGGCCACAUGCACCCAAGCUGUGCCGAGAGGAGGUGGCAGGGGCCUCCUGAAAACAGCAAGCCGCCUGUGGGGCAUCUAGAGACAGGUUCACAUGUCAAAGGAGAGUCUGUGACCCCAGGUCUCCCAUCCUGCAACCACAUGAUGAACACCAUGAUGCCUAGAGAGACCAUGCCGAUGGUGGAUCCUUCUGGCUACCGGGUUGCUCCUAAACCGCAUCCUAACAACUGCUGUGCUGCCUGUAUCCGGGAGCCCAAGGGUACUCAACCAGUGCCUGAGCCCCACCCUCACACCCACCCCCAUCCCCACCCUCAACCCCACCCCCACGUACAUCAUGAGGUUUCUCCUCGAGACAGAAACCACACGCAGGAGAAGACAGGAGUGGAAGAGGUGCCAGAUGAAGGUGAAGAUGGAAGAAUGGGGAAGGGUGGAGGAGGGGAGGAGAUCAGCAGCUACUUUCAGGCCAGCGAGGUUGGAUACGAGGGUGGCGAUAUGGAUGGGGUAGGUGACUUUGAUGAGAGCAGUCAGGGUAUGUUCUGGGGGGAGCACGUGGAAGGGGAGGCACCGCGGGGCCGCCGCAUCGACCGCCUGGACAUCAACAUCCAGAUUAAUGAGUCGUACUGCGUGGAUGUUGGUGAAGGCCUGAAGCGCUGGAAGUGCCGCAUGUGUGAAAAGUCGUACACGUCCAAGUACAACCUGGUGACGCACAUUCUGGGGCACAACGGUAUCAAGCCGCAUGCCUGCCCGCACUGUGGCAAGCUGUUCAAACAGCCCAGCCACCUGCAGACGCACCUGCUCACGCACCAGGGCACGCGACCGCACAAGUGCACCGUCUGCAAGAAGGGCUUCACCCAGACCAGCCACCUGAAGCGCCACAUGCUGCAGCACUCAGACGUGAAGCCAUACAGCUGCCGCUUCUGCCGCCGCGGCUUUGCGUACCCCAGCGAGCUGCGCGCUCACGAGGUGAAGCACGAGCGCGGUCGCUGCCACGUCUGCUCCCAGUGUAGCAUGGAGUUCCCCACCUACGCUCACCUCAAACGCCACCAGGUGAGCCACCAGGGCCCCGCCUCCUUCCAGUGUGGCCAGUGCACCAAGGUGUUUGCGUACCGCAGCCAGCUGCAAAACCACAUGCUGAAACAUCAGACGCAGCGCUCCUUCUCCUGCAGCCAGUGUGGCCUGCAGUUCCUGCAGCUGCACCAGCUGCGCCAGCACUCCCUCACGCACAAAGUGCUCAAGCCCCAGACCCGCGUCUCGAAGGGAAUAAAGGGAUUCAAGUGUGAUGUAUGUGCACGAGAGUUCACAUUGUCUGCAAACCUGAAGAGGCACAUGCUUAUCCACGCCAGUGUCCGGCCCUUCCAGUGUCACGUCUGUUUUAAGUCCUUCGUCCAGAAACAGACCCUCAAAACUCACAUGAUUGUGCACCUGCCUGUGAAACCCUUCAAAUGCAAGGUCUGUGGGAAGUCAUUUAACCGAAUGUACAACCUUCUGGGUCAUAUGCAUCUCCAUGCUGGCAGCAAGCCCUUCAAGUGUGCGUACUGCUCCAGCCGGUUCAACCUGAAGGGGAACCUAAGCAGACACAUGAAGGUGAAACAUGGCAUGGACAUUUCUCCAGAUGGACAAGAUGCUCCUCCAGAUCUAGAACCUCAUGAGAAUUAUGAGGAAGAGAACUUCCACUUUGCCGCACCUGAGAAUAUGGAUAGUAAUGAUGCACCUAAUCUCACCAAGCUCUCUGAGGUGGCUAUCCAGGAGCUGGACUACUAUAACUUUGGAAAGGAUGUGGCAAGCUAUAACACAGCCUGAACACUACACUUGAGUUAAAAUGCUCUUAAGUAACAGGUGGCCUGGGCUGGCUGAGAUGUUUCUCCAUGAGAACCAAGGCCUAACUUUUAGGAUUGAUGGGCUGGUGGCGGCCUUGGUCUCACUCCCAUGGUAACUACUCUGAUCCUGUUUCAGAAGAAGUCUACUAGCUAAGAGUCUUUUGAACAGUUCUAAAAAAGGUCACCCCUAUAAGUUAGUACUUUGUGAUUAUAGUUAUAUUUGAAACAGUUUCUACAUACUGAACCAUAGGUGUGUUUACAUUCACUCACUCUGCAAAUCAUCCAAAUAGCAUUUUUAAGCAGGAAGAGUGGUACAAGUACCACCUUGUGGUCUUCCUCUCUGCUGUUCAUCCCGAAAUUACAAAUACUAAUUUCCACUCCCUUUCACUACAUUCGUUUACAUUCACUUAAAUUACUCAUAGAAUUACUCCAAAAGACUCUUAGGUGAAAGAACGAAUCUACACUGGUCAGUGUAGUAUACAGGAUGACUGGAAUUCUGUAUGAGUAUGUUGUAGCGUGAGUAUGUAUGAGUCUGUUAAUAGCAAGUAUGUGUCUAUGCUGUAGUGAGAGUGUGUAUGCUAUAGUGAUUGUGCAUGCGUGUAUGAGUAUGUUUAGUAGUGAGUGUGUUUAUGUAUGUGUGAGAGUUGUAGAGCGUGUGUAUAUGUACAUAGUUGAGAGUGUGCAUUUGGGCCCCUGUACCAAACCUACCGCUCUCAGUCACACCCAUUUGCGGCCCACCCUAAAGCGCCACUACUGUUGCCAGAACUGAAUAUAACCAUAAGAAAUCUUUGGUUUAACAGCCACUUAUUUUGUGAAGUAUUAUUGUUUCUUUAUAUUGAUUUGCUAUUUAUUUUGCACUUUUGAUGAAACAAAAAUUCAUUUAAUAUCUUCCAGAAAAAACCUAGUUCAUCACUGACAGUUUGAAUUCUGGUCUCCCCUGCAUCUUCCAAGGAUACAGACCUGUAUCACAUCCUUUGUAUGCUGUUCCUUAAGGCAAACUUGCCAACUGUGUAGGUUCUUUAAUUAAACCAUUUUGAAGUGAA